Molecule: messenger RNA, 3276 nt
Organism: Ornithodoros turicata
Lineage: Eukaryota; Metazoa; Arthropoda; Arachnida; Ixodida; Argasidae
Exons: 7
Coding region: 719-1990 (423 amino acids)
Source: RefSeq, a predicted model, not a curated record
UACCCUCAGUUUCCUCACAUCCACAUGGUUCCCACUGAUCGUUGAAACCCCUGGCCUUCUUGAAAAUCCUUGGUACAAAAAAUCCUCGAUUUUGUAUCUUUUUCUUAUUCUCACGGAGGUGAAGUGCAGAGUGAAAGAAUAGUUUUGAAACCACAGGUAUUCGCAUUCAUUGCAAUAGGAAUCAGCAGGCGGAAGCCAGUAGUGCAAGAAAUGAACGGCGCCCCAUCGUUGUAUUCAUGAACGUUCCCUUCUAUCCUAUCAUCUUUAGCAUUCAGGAGUUGUCAAUCACUAUUGUGCAGUCCCCAUGCAUAAUUCUCUCGUGUGAUACCUAUAGGUGUUGAAGAUGUUGAAGAUACUUGUAGAUGCUGAAGCCCUUGUCAUAUACUGUAUCUUACACCCCAGCCAAAACGAUGACUAAGCCAUAAAUGGCUCUUGAAAGACCAUCGAAUUUUUGUUCUAAAAUUCAGUGGGAACCAUGCGUCCACCAAUACGAUACAAUACAUUACAUAAGGUGAAGAGCCUUUGUUAGGCACAUGCUGUGUAGGUGACAGUGAUGUGCACUUCUUUUGACUCCCACCAGAAACAUGGUAAGUGUCUUGCAACUACAUGCACACCAUUUUUUGUUUAUUUAUACAGAUAGGAGUCACAUCUUGUUGAUCCGUGUUUUCCUGUAUUGCAUAGGACACAGGGCAAUGCUGUGGUGUCAACAAGCUUCAAUAUGUGCCUCAACACCUUGUUCGGAUUGUGCAUCCUACCUGCAGUGCUGAUCGCCAUGGCAUUUUUUUUCAUAAGCUGGAACAGCAAAUUUACCUACUUUUCUGAGCUAACCCAAGACCCUGGUGAGACCGACGCAGAUUCGCGCAGAAGUGACCACCGCAUCGGGACAGAAAACACAUCAUCCAGCACUGGAGGAGGCCAAAUUCUACGCGAUGCUGUUAGCGGAAGAAGUGUAGCCCUCGCGGUGGAAUGGGCAACAUCGGUGGGAGGCGACGUACCCCGGAAAUCGGUGGCGGUGGGCUUCUACAACGGGUCUGCGUACCUAGCAGGUCGGACAUUGCACGAACAAGAGCCUUGUCUGGUUGUACAGGAGCCCAGACCACUGUGCUUUUUCUUGGGACGUCAGACGUCCUUUCAACCUGCACUUCGCUUUCAAUACCUGGUUGAGACGGACGGCCACAUUUUCACUUGGGAAGACCCUGCACAAGGGAGGGCACUGCAUGCUUCCUUAAGUGAUAUCACCUUUGGCAGAUCUACAGCAGCGCACAUGUUCCUAAGGGGUGGCCUGGUACAUAAAUCUGUGCUCUACACUUUCGAAGGCUCACAAGUGGGCUUGCCCCACGAGCUCUUAUCCAAGGUGUCAGAGGCAUAUCCGCACGAGCGUUGGCGAGGUACGCAUCGAGGUAUGUCUCUUCGUGACGGAGUUCGUGCUGGCAGGUUCGCUUUCGUUGGCAGAGCUGUUCUCCCGGGCAGAUGGCUUGUGCCGUGUGCUGUGGACGUGUGGAGCUGCGUGAUGCUUGACCCAGUUGAUCGGAACCCCCGUGCUUUGUACAGUUUCGAGUACCUCGCCCGUUCCAGGGGCACAACCUAUGACUGGCAGUCGUACUACCUGAGUGCCGCGCCUCCCCACAACGCCGUGGUUGCAGGUAGAUCACCCGAUGGAUCGCCCCUCUGGAUCGGACGAAGCCUUGCAAGCAAUGGUACACUAGCUGUGGGUUACAUCCGUGAUGACGGGCCAGCUCACUUCCUGGCGGUUGACGUGGAACGCAGAGUGUGCGUGUUCAUCACAGACGACAUCCAGCGGCACAGCUGCAAGAUAUUCCAAAGCAGACGACAGGAAAAGAUGCAGAUCGUCUGCUUGGUGCGCACUACGCCACUCCAGAUCUUCCAGCUCUGUACAAGCGCUCGACGUAGCACGCAGCGGAACUUCCCCAUGAGUGUUUUUUUGCCUUUUCUUCUACUAGAUUAUUCAAUGGGGAUGUUGCUUGUGUGAAUACACAGUGUAGGUGGUGGCGCAACAAAAUUUUGUUCUACAAUAGUUGUUCUACAAUCAAACUGUCCAACUUAACGGGGGUUAUGUUGCAUGAUUGCGCGUGGCACCCGUAGCUUCUGUAACGGUGAAUAACCAGAGAUCAUUAAAAUGCCAUGCCUGAAUUCCACAUCCUAGUCGACACCAAUUUUGUACCUGCCAGCACGACCGUACAGAGGUUCAGACAUACUUAGGGGCAAAACACUCAACUGUUGAUUCAAGCUUGUGCUUGUCUGUGGCACCCAGCUGGCAGCACUGCUGCUGGCAAAACUGCUGGCUGGUAUAAGACUAAUAUAGGCAAUGUGACCAUAGGUCCUAUAUUCCACAAUGUUCCAGAAACUACUGCUCUGCAUAAGAGUAUGCCCUGUACAUCACAUCUCAUGCUCAAAAUGCAUGGGCAGCAAUACUCAGAAAAUCACUCUGUCUUUCACGUUAUUUCAUUAGAAAACAAAACAAAACAAAAAAACAAGGAAAUCAGCGAACAUGAUAAAUUAGUUGUCCAUCCCCGUGUGAGGUAAUAUGGUUCAAGAGGACGCCGUGUCGCAAAAGUGCAAUCGUUGGCAUACCACGAGAGGUGCAGGUCCAUGUCCUGAUGCUCAAACACAAUGGCCUCUUGAUGAACUAGCCCAAUUAUAAUAGUGAGAGACAGAUAUAAACCUCAUCAUCAUCACAAUAAAGCUCGCUUUUCGAAUAAACCUAACACCUGGUGGAGAUGAGGGGCAUCGAUCCACGUACCUCUGAACACCCCCGUACACCCCGUAUCACACCUCGUACCUGUACCGUACGCAUCAUUCCUAUUGCUUGUUGUCAUAUCGACGGAAAAUAAUGUCAAAAUCUGCUGGCAGCUGAACUUCACUGCGCAAUUCCCUUAGUGUCACUCGAAAUCGGCAGUGCGCUAGAGAACAGGAUCGUAGAGUACUACGAAGAUUUAUUUUCUGCCUUACUCACGCCCACAAUAAUAACAGUUAUUCCAUUUUAUUCCCGUAAAGCCUUCAGUCCACAACCAAUAGACAUUGUGAUACGUAGAUAUCAGAGUAUACAAAAAUAGAGCAUUCUCUGUUUUCGUGUCAUAGAGGAACGUUAUACAACCUACUUGCAGGUGCUGGUAAAGGCACCACAAGGACCCGUGGUACGUAGUGCAAAGCCCCCGUCGAAGGGCGCCAACGUACAUUGGAAUUCCACACCACUGCGACCAAGUCCAUGAAUGCCUUAUUGUGAAUGCAGAACCUGACUAAAGAGCUGCAACAGGG